Tigriopus californicus is the source of this 1847-nucleotide messenger RNA. Its product is annotated as mitochondrial inner membrane protease subunit 2-like. Gene Ontology annotation, cellular component: membrane; mitochondrial inner membrane peptidase complex. The record is from RefSeq and is a predicted model, not a curated record. Gene Ontology annotation, molecular function: serine-type endopeptidase activity. Bases 1209 to 1847 code for a protein of 212 amino acids. Gene Ontology annotation, biological process: mitochondrial respiratory chain complex assembly. NCBI's taxonomy places the organism in Eukaryota, Metazoa, Arthropoda, Copepoda, Harpacticoida, Harpacticidae. The transcript is spliced from 3 exons.
GAACAUUUAGAACUUCUCAGACUAGUGUUGGCCUCUGCGGACUAGUGGGAUUGUUCAUAUGAUUUUAAUUGCUUGAAAAUUGUUUUUGACCACCAUUCAAUUUGUUAAAACACAGCGAUCCAUCCAUCCGUCCUUAGGUUCCUUGUUUGUUGGUGUCGUCUGUGUACUUCAGUCUCUCUUGAAUACACACUUACUCCUUACUCCUUAGUAGUUCAAGGAGUAGUUGGCCUACAUAUUGAUUCCCUCUCUCCCUCUCUCGCCACGUACCGGUCAGCAACGUCAGAGAUACCGGCGACAACCCACAUCAAGGGACUGGUCAAACCUGUUCAGGAUUCACCACCCUUACCGCCAGUAACCCCACCACCAGUUCCCCGUGCCCAGCCCCCACCUAGAUUACCACAUACGCACACCUUACUGAAAACCCACCAUUGUACAACGUAGAUCUCAAACCUGCUCCUCUUGUUGGCGGAAUCUCCAUCCAUCCAUCCAUCCCUCCUUUCUCGCUUCCCGGGUCAGGCUGAGAGAUUCUAGCCUUGAUCCUUGACCCUCUCUAAGGGCAACCUCCCAAAACCUUCGAGCUGGGACGGCAUUCGUUGGCAUUGAUGAGCCCCUGGCACCCUACUACGGCAUUAGUCCAUCCGUGCCAUCCGCGAUCAACUGAUUACACGCAGCUCAUGGAAACCGUCCAAGCAUGAGCCCGUCGACGCCCCCCGCCCCAUACUGGCCAUGGGCUGGCCUGUCGUUGGGAAACCCCUCGCUGCAGCUCUGGGUGUGCUAGGCACGCUCUCAGCCGGUUACGGGUUUCGUCAAUACUCGCCCUGGGAAUUGCGACGCGUAGAAGGCCCGUCCAUGCGACCCACAUUUAACCCGAUUGGCUAUUCCGUGUCCGAUAUCGUUUUCUGUCGACAGAUUCGAGCGCCCGUCGACCCACCGCCCCUGUGCGGCCAAGUCGUUAUUUGCCGUGAUCCCAACCCCCAUCGGACUCCCAACGGCUGGCUCAUCAAGCGCGUGAAAGGCGGUCCCGGUGAUUGGGUAAAACUACGCGACGGACGCCCGUUCCGCGUACCCGAGGAUCACUAUUGGCUGGCCAGCGACGGCGGAGUCGGACUGUAUCGGGAUUCAGAUGUGUUUGGACCGGUACGCCGAGAGUUGAUCGUGAGCCGCGUGAUGUUCAUCGUAUUCCCAGGCACCCGUUGGUCGCGUGUGGCAUGAGUCAGGCCGUGAAACGCGGGCUCAAGUUGAUCCUGGGUGCCGAUGCCCUAGUCGAGUCAACUUGGCGUACCACACGCCGAGUGGUCCGGGUCAGUUUGAAUGUGAUCGGCUUUUCGGUGUCAAGUGUGUGUGUGGCCAAUACGUUCUUCAACGUGGUGGGAUACCCGGCUAGCAUUAGUGGUGGGUCUAUGCGACCGUGUCUGAACCAUACCUCGCAUUAUCCAACAUUGGAUUGGCUGCGUUUAAAUUUGGAUUGGGUGUUUGUGAAUGUUUGGUCCGCGCGUCAUUGGAAUCAAUUCGAGAGAGGUGAUAUCGUCGUCUUCUUGUCACCCAAAGAUCCCAACGAUUUUGUGAUCAAGCGUUUAAUCGCAUUUGAAGGGGACGUCAUCUUGAGACCCGAGGGGGAGUUGGAAGUGCCAAAAGGGCACAUUUGGGUGGAGGGCGAUAACUCGCGCAAUAGUAUCGAUUCCAAGCAUUACGGACCCGUUCCCUUGGGUCUAGUGUUCGCCAAGGCCACUCACGUGAUUUGGCCACCUCAAAAUUGGAAAAAAAUCCAACCGUCCUUGGAAAAUCACGUAGACAAAGACAUUCGUGAAAUCGAUUCUGGGCACUGCAUGAUAAUUUCUCAUUUGUAG